Molecule: messenger RNA, 2832 nt
Organism: Selaginella moellendorffii
Lineage: Eukaryota; Viridiplantae; Streptophyta; Lycopodiopsida; Selaginellales; Selaginellaceae
Product: probable leucine-rich repeat receptor-like protein kinase At5g63930
Exons: 2
Coding region: 38-2821 (927 amino acids)
Biological process (GO): protein phosphorylation
Molecular function (GO): receptor serine/threonine kinase binding; protein kinase activity; ATP binding
Source: RefSeq, a predicted model, not a curated record
UGCGUUUGAAGUCAACACGCUUGCGUGUGAGCAGACAAUGGCUGUCAGGGAAUUGAUCCAUUACCUAAGGGGAGUGGAGUUUAGUUUGGGUGAGACGAAUGCGAUGAGCGCCACGAUCUUUCUUCGGGUGUUCUUGGCUCUCGGAUCCAUUGCUUCGGUAUGUUGCGUCCGCUCUAGCGAUCUCCAGAUCCUGCAUAGUUUUAGUCAGCAGCUGGUAGACUCAAAUGCGUCGCUUACAAGCUGGAAGUUAGAAUCGCCAUGCUCGUCCUGGGAAGGCGUGUUGUGUCGCGACGAUGGCGUCACAGUGACAGCGGUCUUGCUAUACAACAAGUUCUUGACGGGUCAGAUAUCUCCUUCGCUGGGCCACCUGAAAUUCCUGCAACGCUUGGAUCUCUCCCAGAAUGGCUUGAGUGGACACAUACCUGUGGAGCUCUUGAAACUCACCGAGCUGACGAUGCUAAGCCUUUCCAGCAAUCAGCUGUCUGGUGAAAUUCCCAGGCACAUGGAAAUGCUCGAGAACCUGGAAUAUCUAUACCUGUCAAGGAACAACUUGAGCGGGAGCAUACCUCGUAGCUUGGGAAGCUGUCGAAGGUUGAAAGAGCUGGAUGUUUCUGGAAAUUACCUCGAAGGAAAUGUGCCAGUUGAGCUUGGACAGCUUAGACGACUGGAAAAACUUGGCGUAGCCAUGAAUAAUCUCAGUGGAGGCAUCCCGGAUUUUACAAACUGCACGAAUCUCACGGACCUGGCGCUGUCGUUUAACAACUUAGCAGGCAAUGUACAUCCAAGCGUGGCAACGCUGCCCCGGCUCCAGAACCUAUGGUUGAAUGACAAUCAGCUCAGUGGGGACCUUCCAGUAAAACUUGGAAGACACAGCAACUUACUAGUUUUAUACCUGUCCAGCAACCGGUUCACAGGGACUAUUCCCGAGGAUCUGUGCGUCAAUGGCUUUCUGGAGAGAGUAUACUUGCACGACAAUAAUCUCCAAGGCGAAAUCCCACCAAAGCUCUUGACAUGUCCAAAGCUAGAACGGCUGUUGCUGCAAAACAACAUGCUCACGGGUCAAGUCCCGGAAGAGGUCGGCCAGAAUCAAGUGUUGAAUUACCUGGAUCUCUCCAACAACCGGCUCAAUGGUUCUCUUCCAGCUUCGCUGAAUGACUGCAAAAAUCUGACGACGCUUUUCCUCGCAUGCAAUCGCAUUUCUGGCGACCUUAUCAGCGGGUUUGAGCAGCUCCGCCAGCUGAACUUGUCGCACAACAGGCUCACUGGACUCAUUCCUCGACACUUCGGUGGAUCGGAUAUCUUCACGCUGGAUCUUAGUCACAACUCCCUUCACGGAGAAAUUCCUCCAGACAUGCAAAUACUGCAAAGACUGGAGAAACUCUUUCUCGAUGGAAAUCAGCUGGAAGGAACCAUCCCGCGAUUUAUAGGAACUUUCAGCAAGCUUCUCGCUCUUGUCCUGAACAACAACAAGUUUACAGGCAGUAUUCCCGGUGAUCUUGGAGGCUUACAUUCACUCAGACGGCUCGACCUGAGUAGCAACAGACUGUCGGGUACAAUACCGGCUCGGCUCGAGAACUUGAGAAUGCUGGAAGACUUGGAUCUGUCUGCAAACAAUCUGGAAGGCAACAUUCCUUCCCAGCUUGAACGGCUAACAAGCUUGGAGCACCUCAACGUGUCAUAUAAUAACCACUUACUUGCACCAAUCCCGUCGGCCUCAAGCAAAUUCAACAGUUCUUCCUUCCUAGGCCUCAGAAAUCGUAACACCACCGAGCUCGCCUGCGCAAUAAACUGUAAACAUAAGAACAAGCUUUCUACAACCGGUAAAGCAGCCAUAGCAUGCGGGGUAGUAUUUAUAUGCGUUGCUCUAGCAAGCAUCGUUGCAUGCUGGAUCUGGAGACGUAGAAACAAAAGGCGAGGAACCGACGACAGAGGCAGGACUCUCUUGCUGGAAAAGAUCAUGCAAGUGACAAACGGAUUGAAUCAAGAGUUCAUCAUAGGACAGGGUGGCUAUGGAACUGUUUACCGAGCAGAAAUGGAGUCGGGAAAAGUUCUUGCUAUCAAGAAGCUCACUAUCGCAGCCGAGGACAGCUUGAUGCAUGAGUGGGAAACCGCUGGUAAAGUCAGGCACCGAAACAUCCUCAAAGUUUUAGGCCACUACAGACACGGAGGAUCAGCACUUCUCGUUUCCAACUUCAUGACAAACGGAAGCUUGGGGAGCCUGCUACACGGCCGCUGCUCAAACGAGAAGAUCUCGUGGCAACUUCGUUACGAGAUUGCUCUAGGCAUUGCUCACGGCCUCUCAUACUUGCACCACGACUGCGUGCCAAAGAUAAUUCACAGGGACAUAAAAGCCAACAACAUUCUCUUGGACAAAGACAUGGUUCCAAAAAUUGCAGACUUUGGCUUGGCCAAGCUCAUCGAGAAAGAAGCGGAGACGAAGUCCAUGUCCUACAUCGCAGGCUCGUAUGGAUACAUUGCUCCAGAGUAUGCUUUCACGCUCAAAGUGAACGAGAAAAGCGACAUAUACAGCUUUGGAGUGAUACUUCUCGAGCUGCUGCUACGAAAGACACCGCUCGAUCCACUCUUCUCAGAGACCGAUGGAAACAUGACGGUGUGGGUAAGAAACGAGACGAGAGGAUCAUCCACAGGCUUGGAAAGCGUGGCAGAUCCAGAGAUGUGGAGGGAAGCCUCCCGGAUCGAGAAAAAGGAGAUGGAGAGGGUUUUCCAGAUUGCGCUGCUGUGCACAAAGGGCAAUCCAGCGGACAGACCCACAAUGCAGCAAAUUGUGGAAAUGCUGAGGACGACGCCAAUCCAUACCUGAGAAGCGCUCCU